Messenger RNA from Pipistrellus nathusii (Nathusius's pipistrelle), 1230 nucleotides. Lineage: Eukaryota; Metazoa; Chordata; Mammalia; Chiroptera; Vespertilionidae. The record is from the annotation of a GenBank genome assembly.
AUGGCGUUAAUGUUUACAGGACAUUUCUUAUUUUUAGCAUUAGUGAUGUUUGCUUUCUCUACUUUUGAGGAAUCUGUAAGCAAUUACUCUGACUGGGCUGUUUUUGCAGAUGAUAUGGAUCAGUUUAAGACACAGAAAGUGCAAGAUUUCAGAUCCAACCAAAAGCAGAAAAAAAGUAUGCUUUAUCCAAGUUUGUAUUUCGAUGCGGGAGAGAUUCAAGCAAUGAGACAAAAGUCUCGCACAAGCCAUUUGCACCUUUUUAGAGCUAUCAGAAAUGCAGUGACAGUUAUGCUGUCCAACCCAACAUACUACCUACCUCCACCCAAGCAUGCUGACUUUGCUGCCAAGUGGAAUGAAAUUUAUGGUAACAAUCUGCCUCCUUUAGCUUUGUACUGUUUGCUAUGCCCAGAAGACAAAGUUGCCUUUGAAUUUGUCUUGGAAUAUAUGGACAGGAUGGUUGGCUACAAAGACUGGCUAGUUGAGAAUGCACCAGGGGAUGAGGUCCCAGUUGGCCAUUCCUUAACAGGCUUUGCCACAGCCUUUGACUUUUUAUAUAACUUCCUAGAUGCUCACCGAAGACAGAAAUACCUGGAAAAAAUAUGGGUGGUUACCGAGGAAAUGUACGAGUAUUCCAAGGUCCGGUCAUGGGGCAAACAACUUCUUCAUAACCACCAAGCUACGAAUAUGAUAGCACUGCUCACCGGGGCUUUGGUGACGGGGGCAGAAAAAGAUUCUAAAGUAAAUUUAUGGAAGCAAGUUGUGGUAGAUGUGAUGGAAAAAACCAUGUUUCUAUUGAAUCAUAUUGUCGAUGGUUCUUUGGAUGAAGGUGUGGCGUAUGGAAGCUACACGGCUAAAUCAGUCACACAGUAUGUGUUUCUGGCCCAGCGCCAUUUUAAUAUCAACAACUUGGAUAAUAACUGGUUAAAAAUGCACUUUUGGUUCUAUUAUGCCACCCUUUUACCGGGAUUCCAAAGAACUGUGGGCAUAGCAGAUUCCAAUUAUAAUUGGUUUUAUGGUCCAGAGAGCCAGCUGGUUUUCUUGGAUAAGUUCAUCUUAAAGAAUGGAGCUGGGAACUGGUUAGCUCAGCAGAUUAGAAGGCACCGACCUAAAGAUGGACCGAUGGUCCCUUCCACUGCCCAGAGAUGGAGCACUCUUCACACUGAAUACAUCUGGUAUGAUCCCCAGCUCACCCCACAGCCUCCCGCUGAAUAUGAUCAGAAACUGACCUAA